Messenger RNA from Cylindrotheca closterium, 2478 nucleotides. The record is from the annotation of a GenBank genome assembly. Lineage: Eukaryota; Bacillariophyta; Bacillariophyceae; Bacillariales; Bacillariaceae.
AUGAGGGAUUAUGCUCAAUAUUCCUCGCGGAUCCCAUCUCCCAGAUUCAAGACUGGGAAUACGGUAAACACAAACACUCAGGGCAGAAAUGGGAACCAGACUCUCUCUGACAAGCGAGACAGAGAGUCCACUUCUACUGUUGCAUCCUCCACAUCGAGUCAACAACCUGCGCCUCAGCAUGCUUCCAUUUUGAAUUCGACUUCGUUAAAAGCGUAUGAUGCCCUCUCUUUGCGUCAGCACGGAGCCGAAGCAACGAUUGUCAAGCUGCGGGAAGCACUCGAAGAAAACCUCACAAAAGAUGAAACAGCCAAGGCGUCGUUGGCCAAGUCAGACGCUAUUAUUUUGGAGCUUCGUUCAACCAUCCGCCAACUAAAAAAAGAAAAGGAAACGAUAGAAUGCAAUACUUCCCAGCAGAAAAGUUCCAAUCAUUCGAAUGCUCAGGUUCUGGAACUUCAGAAGAGAGUCCAAGAAUUGCAAAACAAACUAGCGGUCAGUCAGUCCAGUAGCAACGACGGGCAAGUUGGUGAGCUACAAAUUCAAUUAGACCGAGCACACGCUCAAAUUCUGACGGCAGACAUGGUUCGCAAAGAGCUCGAAGAUACAUUGGAAGCUGAGCAAUACACAUGGGAGUUACGAGUGCAAGAUCAAGAAAGAACUAUUGCCCUGAUGCAGGAGCAAAUUCAAACUCUCACACAAGAUCUGGAAGCUUGUCGUUCGCAAUGGAAAGAGGCGGAGGUUGGAUGGAAUUCUCAGUUGAAUGAACUCCAGCAACAAUUGACUCAGGCAAGAGCUCGAAUGGCAACGACCCAGGCUCUCAAAAGUGGAAGCCAAGACCAGCUGAUGACCAAGAUCAACCAACUGGAACGGGAACGAGCAGAACUUCAGACUUGUUUAGAUGAGACUCUUCAGGAAUUGGAGGCCGUUGAUCAAGAAGGUCACACGAAACAUGGCAGGGCCGCAGACGAAGGAGAAGUAGUGGAGUCCCUACAGCAUUUAUUACGAUGGAUAGCACAGGAAUCAAUUUCGGAGACAACCCUACAAAACAUGCCGCGCACAUCAAGUGAGCUACUGAAUCGAAUCAGGAAAGCGUUGGAGGCAUGGAUUGCAAAAGAAAAGGUCUCCGUGUCACGGCGAGAUGAGAAAGCUGUCAAGGAACUCAAAUCACGCGUCAACGUCUAUGAGCAGGAACUAAAGUCCAGGGAGGAAUCUAGUGCAGAGCUAAGAGAAUCACUAAAGGAGGCAGUGACACUGCUGAAGCCACUGCAGGAUGCAGUCACAAAGGGAGAGCUAGAGAAGAGGGAGCUACAGGACAAAUUGAAGAAGGCACAGACAGCUAGACCACGUAACGGUGGAAAUAAUCCUGUUUUGGAAUCACAGUUACGUGAAAAUAAUUUCAAGAUCAAAGAGCUCGAAGAUGAAGUCAUGUCGUUGCAGCAACAAGUCGAAGAGCACAAACAGUUGGCAACUGCUCGGGAAUCGUUGCUGAAAGCUGCAAACAAUCCCGUUACAAAUAUGCCAAGAAAUCACAAUGAUUCCGUCAGUAAGAUUCAAAGAGCUCGCGAAGAAUUACGUCGAAAACGAGAGACAGAAGGCAACCUGCAACAACUUCUGAAGGAUGCGCAAACCAGAUUUCAUUCACUACAUGAGCAAAACGAACAGGUUGUUGCAAAUAACCGGGAUCUGCAAGGACAACUCAAGAAUGCACAAGAUCGACUGACCUCAAAUGGGGAUCUCACCAUAGAAGAGAAGCUUGAGAGGUCUCAGCGGGAACUAUCCCAACGCAAUGCUCAAGUUAAGCAGUUGCAAGCUGCCUUACAAGGCGGUGGUACUACUAGUCCUGUAGACUUAAGUCAGGAGCUUUUGGCUACCCGUAACGAGCUUGCGCAGAAGGAACACGCCGAACGGAUCCUCAACAAAUCUCUGAAGGAAGCUCUAGGACUUCUGAAGCCGCUACAGAUGCAUUUGGAAGAUGCCGAAAAGGAGAAAAUGGAAGUCUCAAAAGAACUGCGCAGUCUCCGCAAACGUUUUCGUCAGCUGCAGAUGGGUGAGAUCGAAGACUUAUCAAAGUCAGAGUCGAUCAACUUGAUUGAUGGUGAAGUCAGGGUUGAGGAGUUGGAAGAAGCCGUGAGACAACUUGAAGAGGAAAACUCACAACUACAUGAUGCACUCGAAGACAACGUGAUGGGCGGGACUGAAGAUUCGAAAACACGACAACGCAUGGUCGAAUUGAACAGCCGCUACGAGGUCACGCAAAAUAAACUUGAGGAUGCUCUCGUAGAGAACCAUUCGCUAACAAAGACUUUGAAGCAACGGGAGUUACAGGAGAAGCAGAGGAUCGAAGAGAUUAGAGUCCUCCGGGAGAGGCUUCAUAAGAUGGAAAAUGAGUUGGGGGAUGCUCAGGCAAUCGUUGAUGAGUUUGCAGUUUCAGAUAUUGGUAAGAUGAGAAGGAAUAUUGCUAAUCAACGCCAGAUGGUCUAG